AUGCAGAAGAAAUGGUCACAAAUAGUUCCAUGUGGGACCAAAAAGACAACAGGGAAAGCCCUACACAUACCAUUCUGUCUUCCUUAUCAUCUUUACUUAAUCAUAAUGUUGUUCUACUGUUCUCCUGCAGUUAUUGCCUUUCACUUUCUUUUUUUAGUACUCAACUUUAGGUUCCUCUUAGUUUCAGAUCUCCAAUAAUUAUUUAUAGUAGCUAGAAUUAACUCCUUCUGUUUAGUAUAUAGAGGGAUUAAGAUCUUGUUAUAUUCCAAGACUGUUGGAGAGGUAUAUACAUAUAUUAUGGAGCAGCAGUAUAACAACCCUAGUUCGUCAACAUGUAAAGCUGACAGAAAGACAAUAGAGAAAAACAGAAGAAAUCAAAUGAAAGAUCUCUAUUUGAAGCUCAAUUCACUUGUCCAUCAUGAUCAGCAUAUUAAGGAAUUUUUGUCACUGCCAGAUCAACUGGAAGACGCAGCCAAUUACAUUAAGAAAUUGCAAAUAGAUUUGGAAAGAAUGAGACAGAAAAAAGAGAACUUAACCGCAGGUGUAAAUUCAAGUACUAGGAUAAGCAGUACUGGGAGAAUGGAAAGUUUGCCAUUGCCACACAUUGAGAUCCAUAAUGUGGAUUCAGCUCUAAAAGUUGUUCUAAUUACUAGUGCAGAUUAUCACUUCAUGUUCAAUGAUAUAAUCCGUACGUUACAUGAAGAAGGCGUAGAAAUUAUAAAUGCUAGUUAUACUGUCGUUGGUGACACCAUCUUCCAUUCCAUACAUUCUAAGGUGGGAGAAUGUGCAACUUCAUCAGGAUACGAAGCUGCAAAAGUCUCACAGAGAUUAAAUCAAUUAGUGGGUCAAGGUGCUACUGCUAGCUAACUAGCAAGCAACUUCUGUUAGUGAUGUUUUUCUUUUGGCACGUGCUAAUUAUCUCUGCUAGCUGCUUUAUUUUCAAGUUUUUUUUUUCAAAUUUUUAGGGUGAAUGCUGGAUUUCUGUUUUAACAAAAUCAUGUAUAAUCGUUGAACUUGGGGUCUUGGCAUUUCCAGUUUUUUACUCUUUAAUCGAUUGACACAUGAUGAGUUAAUACCGCACUCAUUUUUUAUCCCUUUUUCCUGUUGUGUUUUGGUGAUGAAAUUACAUGACGAAAACUAUUACUAGUACUAGUAGAAAUAUACAGUGUCAAUUACUUAGAUUACAAGGGGUUAGGAGUUUGGAAUGAUUUUGUGUUAUUCCAUUAUUCCACCCACUGCUUCUAUUUUUUUGUAUCUUGACCUCAAUAAUUGAUUCUCUCUCAAU
Molecule: messenger RNA, 1285 nt
Organism: Lycium ferocissimum
Lineage: Eukaryota; Viridiplantae; Streptophyta; Magnoliopsida; Solanales; Solanaceae
Product: transcription factor bHLH162-like
Exons: 3
Coding region: 298-867 (189 amino acids)
Biological process (GO): regulation of transcription by RNA polymerase II
Cellular component (GO): RNA polymerase II transcription regulator complex
Molecular function (GO): RNA polymerase II transcription regulatory region sequence-specific DNA binding; protein dimerization activity; DNA-binding transcription factor activity, RNA polymerase II-specific
Source: RefSeq, a predicted model, not a curated record